Agrilus planipennis (emerald ash borer) is the source of this 1323-nucleotide messenger RNA. Its product is annotated as chymotrypsin-2-like. The record is from RefSeq and is a predicted model, not a curated record. The coding region runs from base 394 to 1233 and encodes 279 amino acids. NCBI's taxonomy places the organism in Eukaryota, Metazoa, Arthropoda, Insecta, Coleoptera, Buprestidae. The transcript is spliced from 4 exons. Gene Ontology annotation, biological process: proteolysis. Gene Ontology annotation, molecular function: serine-type endopeptidase activity.
ACUUAAAAAUUGAUAUUACAAGAUGUUACCAAUGAUAAGAACGUUUAAAGUCUCCAAAAUCUAUACGGAUUAAGGCAUGAUUAAAUCCUAAAUCCUGUGGUCAAAUGAAUAUUGUCGGAAGACGACGAGAAUCCAUUACCCAAAAACAUACAUUUUCGGAUGUAUUUCAUGUGUUAGAUAAGGUCUUAUUAAUCUACAAUAUUUCUGAUACGAUGUUCUGGAUUAACAAUCAGGAAAAAAGACAAGUGGCCAUCAAAAGAAACGUUAAUCGCGAAUAUAUCUACAAAUGCGCGUGUUCAGUCGUUUUUUACAAAAACUGAUAAAUUUCCUUCUAAUAAAUAAGCGGCUCAAACUUCAGGUCCCACAGCGAUUUGGUAACAUCGCAAUUUUAGGAUGAAUUUCAUAUUUGUUCUUUUAGACCUCGUGUGCGCCUUAGCAUAUAGAGCACCAUACGUGGAAGACGUGGAUUACGAACAAACGGCUUACGUACAAGAUAUCUCAUCAUCCGACGAUACUAGGGUACUAAAUGGUAAACCUGCUGCCAGAGACCAAUUCCCUUACCAGGUGUCCUUGCGGUGGGCUAACGUUUCAAGAUCGCCCUCCCACCUCUGCGGCGGUAGUCUCGUUACUCCAUCGAUGGUUCUCACGGCUGCCCAUUGUAUGCUAUUCAACUAUGGUACGUACGAUGUCGUCGCUGGACUCCUGAAUCGGACAGAAAACACGUCAUCCACUCAACGGCGAGAUAUUGAGACGCGCAUCCUUCACGAAAAUUGGCCUGGAGGUAGUGUAAUCUCUCGAUAUGAUAUUGCUCUAUUAAAAGUACUGUCACCGUUCGUCUUAACACCUUCCGUCCAGCUUAUUCGACUUCCUCGCCAAAAUGUCAUUCCUUCUGGUACAGUUGUUCUAUCUGGAUGGGGAUUUACGUCAAGAUCAGAUGCCAGUCUCCCGUUCAUUUUACAAUACGUCGAGGCAGAACUUAUAUCAAACCAACAGUGCGCUGACGAUUUGAACACUGCAAUAGGAACUACUCUUGCUUUGGACGAUACCAUGGUUUGUAUCAGCGGACACCAAAAUAAAUCAAGCUGCAGCGGUGACUCUGGCGGUCCAUUGGUCCAAAACGGUAUCCAAGUGGGAAUUGAUUCGUGGGGUAUGUCACCAUGUGGCAUCCUUAUUGGUCCAUCAGUCUUCACAAGAGUUUCAAAUUAUACCGACUGGAUUAAGUCUAAAUUGUAAAAUAAACAACUGCCACCAUUUUAAAGGGUAUCUGUACAAUCAUGGUACUAUAAAGAAACCUGUGCAUAAAUAAAAUGCCUUUGCAAAUAA